Molecule: messenger RNA, 3015 nt
Organism: Debaryomyces hansenii CBS767
Lineage: Eukaryota; Fungi; Ascomycota; Pichiomycetes; Serinales; Debaryomycetaceae
Gene: PDR6
Product: Pdr6p
Exons: 2
Coding region: 1-3015 (1004 amino acids)
Biological process (GO): protein import into nucleus
Cellular component (GO): cytoplasm; nuclear membrane
Source: RefSeq, a predicted model, not a curated record
AUGAACAUUAGCUUUGAGCAGGUGGUUCAGCACAUUGAGACAUUGUAUUCUACUAGGGACCCAGACGUGGUAAACCGGAUUCAGAAUGAGCUACAGGAGCUACAGAGGUCGGGGGACGGAUACCAGGUUGCAGGAAUGCUAAUGAAGCAUUCGUCGAGGAAUUGUCAGUUUUUUGGAGCGUUGACAUAUGCGGUGGUGAUAAACAGCAUGGGCCCUAAAUUGGAAAUUGACAAGCUAGAGGUUUUAGUGAGGGAAAUGGAGGGCCAUAUAUGCGCUAUUGUGAGACUGGGGGAGACGGAGGCCAAUAUGUUCAUUAUACGGAAGUUGUUUUCGAACUUGUCGUUGGUGUUCAUCAGCAACCACGAGACGUAUUCCAAUCCGGUAGAAUCGUUGCUUCGGUCGCUAUGUGGGAGCACAGAUCUCGCACAGGUCGUCGGAGGCUUACAAGAUAUGCAGUUGAUGGUGUUAGUGAUGUUCUCAUCGGUUAUUGUGGAGGAUAUCUCCAAGCAGGAAAGAUCUGCCGAGAUUCAUGCGGUGGUGGAAAGCGAGUUAUACAGGGACCUCAUUAUAAUAUACGACUUUUUGAACAGCACUUCGAGGAGUGUGGCGAUUGACUCGUUGGCCUUAGACUGCUUAAAUUCGUGGGUGACGUAUAUUUCAGUUGCAGAAUGCAACUCUCAGGUGCGAUACACAUCAGUGGAGACGUUAAUUACGUUCCUUUUCAACCAUUUCCUGACCCAGCAGAACCCUGCAGAUGAUGAAGUUCUUAAGCUUAUAAAUAAGGCGGUGGGAGUGGUGACAGAAAUCCUUGAAAUCAAUCCUCGCAUGCUAACACCGGAAAUGAAAUCGUACUUGGACAAUUUGUUAUUUGAAUCGCAAAAUUGGGGGGCAUAUUACAUUGACACGAUAAUAUUGGGGGAAGCUAGAGAGAUGUACCUGGAAGAGAUUGAUUCAUUUAUCAACUUAUUAAUAACGUUUUUACAGAAUGAUAUCUUGAAACUAUCCAAAUCAAUAAUGCAUACAAACGUGCAAUAUAAAAUCAAAACUUUGGUUAGCUUGACUAAUUUUCCUGGGACUCCAAUUGAAGAUGAAUCAGUCAGUGACCAGUUUCUCGCAUUCUGGGAGGAGUUUAUAAAUAUUUAUGUUGAUGACAUUGAUACUUUUGAAGCCAUAUUUUUGAACGCUCCGAAUGAUAGGCAAAGCUUUUUCUCCAAGAGAGAUGAAAUAAUCAACGACGUGUGUUCAAUUUAUUGGAAUAAAAUACACCUACCCGAAUUGAACGUUUUGGAAGCAAAUAAACUGGAAUUCCUUCACUAUAGAACUGGUGUAUCAGAUUUAUUCAUUGCUGGAUACUCAUUAUUGAGUGUUCCGUUUUACGAAAAAUUAACACAUAGUAUUACCGUUAAUAUUUUAGAAACUGAUGAAAAUCCUACGAAGAUCAUCGAUAUCGAAAGUACAUUGUAUUUAUUAUUCAAAAUUACUGAAGAUUGCACGUUCUACGAGUCUCAAAGCUCUAUACUAAUACCAUAUGUCGAUUCGCUUUUUGAAUCUAGGUUACUUGACGUCAUUAAAUUAUACACGGCAGGGGAAGGGAUUUAUAGAUACGUUUAUUCGACGUUUGUCAACUUUUUAUCAAGUAUUCAGUUCUAUCUUAAGGGAGAGCGUGGUUCACGCUACUUAGGCACUAUUUUUGAUUUAUUAUUCUCUAUUGUUUUGGAUGGUCCUCAAUCGUUGUCACUCAAUACAUCUAGAACUAUAUUGAAAAUAUGUCAAGAAUGCAGAGAAAGUUUGACAUCAUUCUUACCGAACUUGGAAGUAUUGUUGGUCGAGAUGUUGAAAAAUCUAUCGGUAGACGGACUAAUAAGACAAAGGAUGUUCAAUGCGUAUACAUCUAUCGCCCAAUGCUUAAAGGAGCCUUCAAAAUUCAGUGACAUAUUGAAAAGAAUGAUUACUGCUAUUCACAAUAGGGCUUUAGAAGUUAUGAAUAGUCUGCCACAGCUAAAUGAAAAUGAAGAAGAUUAUCUUCUUUCACUAUUAUCAUGCGUUUGCGAGGUUGGCAGAGCUUGUGAAAUACCCGAGGAAGUAGAUGACUUCUAUAAUGAAGAGCAGAAGUUUCUUGUUAACCAAUAUUGGAUUGAAGAUCCUAUGCAAGUAAAGGAUUUGAAUUUGAGUAUCGUGAAGACUUAUUUAUUGAAUUAUGCUCCAAUCAUUAAUAACACUACAUGUACUGAAAAAUGCUGUCUUAUAUUAAAAGCAGGAAUUAGAGAACCUAUAGAGGGUCCUUUUAAAUUUCCCAUGGAUACUAUUUUUAACUUCAUUCUGGCUAAAAUUGACAACUGCAAUAUUGACUCUGUCCCUUAUUUAUAUGGUCUCAUAGAAACUGUCGUUAUUGUGAACCACAAGUUUUUGGAUCAAGAAAUAGUAGGUCAAUUGGUCAAAAGAGUGUUCACUGAUCACAUUGAUUUUCUAAAAUCAGAUCCUUACACAAUUAAUUCUGCAAUUGAACUAUUUGCUACAAUAUUAGAAAGGAACCCAUCCUUAAUUGUCAGCUUACCUGUAUUCGAGAAUGUUAUUGUUGGGUUUGCGAUAGAUGGAUUAAAAGCUCAUGAAGCAUUUAUUAUUAAAUCAAUCCUGAAGUUCUGGGUUGCAUUAAUUGCAUUGAAAAAAGGCACGAAAGAGAAUCAAGAUUUCAUCAGGAGUAUGAUGGUGAAUACAAACUUGGGUACUCUUUUUGUAUUCGAUUUACUCAAAGCAUUUCUAGGAACACCAAGGUCAAACCUAGAUCAUUAUUAUCCUAUAUUUAGAAACCUUAUUACUAAAUACCCAAUUGAGUUAAAGAAAUGGUUACAGGUAGCCUUUAGAGAAUUGAAGAAUAGCAAGUUGGAUGAGAAAAAUAUAGAUGCAUUGAUUAGUAGGAUCAUGGCAACAAGAGGUCAACGGUCAGCGAACGAUAUCUUGAAAAAAAUUUGGUUGCAAUUAAACGGAUUAAUAGAAUUUAAUAGUCGGAGUUUUUAA